This is a messenger RNA of Symbiodinium sp. CCMP2592, 1920 nucleotides long. Lineage: Eukaryota; Dinophyceae; Suessiales; Symbiodiniaceae. The record is from the annotation of a GenBank genome assembly.
AUGGGACCCAAAGCAAAAGCGAAAGCUGUUGGAAAGGCGGCGACCACAGUCUCGGGCAAGGCCUCCGCCGUGCCCAAGCCGCCCCCAAAGCCUUCAGAGCCGACAGUCCCGGCCGUCCCGGCCAUCCCGGGCCCCAGCGAGGCUGUGACUCUCACUGCCAAGCAGGCCGAAGCGCUCUUGGCCAGCCUCUGCGCAGAGGAUCUCCAGAUCCUGGCUGAGACUUUGGAUGAUGAAGAGCAGCUCGCAGCUCGCCAGGUGCUCGAAUAUGUUUGCGACAAAGAUGUGAGCUGGGCCAAUGCGCAGCGGUCGCUCUCCACCGGCAACCAGCUUGUCAACGAGAUCUUGGAGAUGCAGGCAGGCGAAUUCAUCACGAAGCAAAGCUUGCAGAGGUUUGAAGAGCUUGGCCACCCGGACGUUUCCACGCUGUGGGGCAAAAGCCGAACCGCCUACAUCUUGGCCAUUUUCGUGCAGGCGUGUCUUCGGGAUGCCCGUGAUCGUCUGGGACUGACGGCUGCAGCACCUCCUCCACCCCCGAUGGCGGAUGAGCCUCCAGCAUGGCCCCUGGUCAUCGGCUUCAAGGAGUUGCCUUCGCGUAUUGCAGAAGCUGUCCGAUGGAGCCAAACGGUGCUUUUGGUAUGCAAUGGCCACGCGAAGGAAGCUGACACAUUCCUGACAUACUCUGCAUACGUGCAAAUUGAUGCUAAAUGGGUCAUGGGAGAAACUAUGAUCAGAAAGACUAUGGGCAUCGAAGAAAUGCAAGAAAGCCUGCGACAACGGGUUGUCAGCGCUCUGAAGUCUGGACUGCCACUGCAUAUCGCCAUGGCAAACACGGCCGUGGCUUUCAAAGACAAGUUUUGUGGAGAGCAGACAUUUCCCCAUUCCGUAUUCAAUUUUUCGAUGUUCAGAGGUGAGACGGGAACGGAGGCAGGCGAGUAUAAGAAGAUCAUCCGAGAUUCGGAUCUGGAGGAUUGGCCUGGCAGCUUUCCUGGCCGAAUGAAGGAGGGUUUCUUUGUGGUAGUCACAACUGACUUUGACCUCGAGUCCGCUCGAGAAUUCCUCCCCGCAUCUCUACCCUACUUCGACGACAUGGCCAUCCUUGAAGUUAUGUGCUUGCCGGACAACUAUGGAGCAUGGCCAGCACCCUUUUGCUCGUGCGAGCGAUGCCCCGGUGACGUGCCUCAUUGUGCGCGCUUCGAGCGCUGGGCCAAAGCUGCCAAUGUCGAUUCUGUGAAACAGAGUGGACGGUACCAGGAGUUGCUGGAGGAGGCUGCCAGGGGCUCGCCGCAUCUUUCGCCUGACAAGGAGCGACAACUUCAGCUCGACCUGGAUCGGACUUGGCCAUCUUUGCGUAUGUUUUCGGAGAACAGCGGUGGUCGACAGUCGUUGGCCAACCUGUUGAAGGCGUGGAUCAUCUUCGAUGGGAACGAAGCCCAAGAGGCGAGCGCAUGUCAAGAAGCCACUACUGAGGUGGCAGGUGCUGUUGGGAGUCGAAGAAGUUCGCGCAGGAGCGAGGCAGUUGGGUACGUCCAGGGCAUGAAUUUCAUCGUCACUGCACUUCUCUGGCACUGCAUGGCCGAAGAGGCGGUGUUCUGGCUCUUCGUGGCCACGGUUCACAACUACGACCUGCGCAGCAUGUUUGAAGCUCCCGAUAUGCACGGAUUGAAGGUACGCUCCUUCACAAUUGCUCAGCUCGUGCAUCAAGAGAUGCCCGACCUUUCUGCCCACCUGGCUGAGCACAUGCAAAACUCUUUGAGUCUGCUCUUCACGGAGUGGCUGCUGACACUGUUCGCAGGGAGCAUGCCCCUGACACCGCUUGCGAUCCUGUGGGAUCACUUCUUCCAGGAAGGUCCAGACAUCGCAGCACGCAACUCGGCUGCACCCUGGUACGCCCCUGGCGACUGCAAAGACUUGAUCGUGUGA